Molecule: messenger RNA, 615 nt
Organism: Torulaspora globosa
Lineage: Eukaryota; Fungi; Ascomycota; Saccharomycetes; Saccharomycetales; Saccharomycetaceae
Gene: CFF1
Product: Cff1p
Exons: 1
Coding region: 1-615 (204 amino acids)
Cellular component (GO): intracellular anatomical structure
Source: RefSeq, a predicted model, not a curated record
AUGAGAAGGUCCCUUGAGUCUGCCACUGUUGAUGAGGCUGCUGAAGCCGAGAUCACACCGUCCAACUUCGUUUCGUUCCCAUCCCCAGAGCCUCCAUCUCGAGUGAAAGAGGUCAUCGAUGCCUGGGGAUUGAUUAAACAUCCUGAGGGUGGCUACUACAAGGAGACUGACAGGUCUCCAUUUGAGAUGGAUGUUAGCGACACGAAGGCUUCCGAGUCAUCCUCUUCGGUGGUCAAAAGGAACUACUCCACGCUAAUAUACUACCUUUUGACACCUGAUAGUCCCAAUGGUCGGUUCCACAAGAACAAACAUAGAAUUAUACACAUUCUCCAACGUGGCAAGGGCCAGUAUGUCCUCAUCUAUCCCAAUGGUCGUGUAAAAUCCUUCAAGGUGGGUUUUGACUACGCAAAUGGCGAGGUGUCGCAAUGGGUGGUACCAGGAGAAGUCUACAAAGCUAGCUUCUUGGUUCCCAAUGAAGAGUUCUCCAACAGUUUGCUGAUCAGUGAAGUAGUGGUCCCAGGGUUUGAUUUUGAAGACCACAGCUUCAUGUCAGAGGACCAGCUACUUGAGCUAGUUGGUAAGGAGAGAGCUGAGAAGCUCAAGUUCUUGUUAUAG